AGCCAGUAUGCUAGCUAACAAACAGCGAAGUGAAGCAUAGCCUGUCUUAGCUAGAGCCGCCACCAUAAAAACGUACUAAAAAUGACUUUCCUUACUUUCAUCCCUUACUUGUUGAGUUAACUAACAACUGUAUGGUGCUGCGGUGGUGUGAGACGAGGAGCUAGCCUCGCAGCUAACCUGCUAAAGGACUACUUAUAACUGUUAGCCGGUUAGCUGCUAGUUAGCAUCCAUGGAGAAGAAACCCAACCCUAACAUGCUGUAAACAAGACGCUCCAGCUGGUCUUUAAUUAGCCCAAUUAAAGACAGAAUACAACAGAAUGACAGAGGAUGCCGUCUUGUUGAACGUUCCUGUCAUUCGGCAGCUGUACCACUGGGACUGUGGCUUAGCCUGCUCCAGGAUGGUGCUGAAGUACCUGCACCCACUCAGUGACGAGGAGUUCCAGAGAGCAUGCUGGGAGCUGAAGCUGACGGAGAGUGUGUGGACUAUCGACCUGGCCUACCUCAUGUGCCAUCUAGGAAUCAAACACUGCUUUUGCACGCAGACUCUGGGUGUUGAUAAAGGCUUUAGGAAUCAGACCUUCUAUAAGAAACACUUUGAUACAGAAGAAGACCGAGUGAAUGAGCUUUUCCUUAAAGCGGAGAGCAAAGGUGUCACGGUGAAGAAAUGCUCUGUGCCGCUUCAGGAGAUCCAGUCUCACCUGGAGCAGGGCCACGUGGCGAUCGUCCUGGUGAACGCCGUGGUGUUGACCUGUGACCUCUGCUCCUCGCCCGUCAAAUACUGCUGCUUCCUGCCCGUGGGACAGAAGUGUUUCUGCAGGAAGCCAGAGUACCAGGGGCACUUCGUGGUGGUGUGCGGCUACAACAGGACCACCGGCUGCGUUUUCUACAACAACCCGGCGUACUCUGACCGCGUGUGCUGCACCAGCGUCAGUAUUUUUGAGGAGGCUCGGCGGAGCUAUGGGACAGAUGAAGAUAUCCUGUUGAUCUAUAAGGAGAGUUGAUGGACAGUGAGGAUGAGUUUUAUCUUCCUCUUCCUCAGCUCAUCGUCGUAGCGACAGGACGCUUCAGACCAAGGACUCACAGCUUCUAUCUUUCUCAGUUUCUCCGGUCUUAUCAAUACCACUCGAAGGCUGGGAUGAUAAUAAUCCAUAUUGAAUUUAUUUUUAUAUCCACCUUCGCUGAGCAGAUGAGUCUAAAUUCAUUUUAUUGUGGAAUUUUAACGACUGACAUUGGAGCUAAGGAAAUCUCAAACUGUGAGAGUAUGAGACUUGUAAAUAAAAUGUGGGAAUCAUGACAGGAUAGGAAAUGUACUUGUGCUUAUAAUCCAUCCAGGACUGAUGAUGAGAACAUUUAAUUUAUCCUUUUUAGAAAGUCAGUCGCUUCCGAUGGACCAUGAUGGGAUUUUAUUUUGGAGUCAACGACGAAAGACACAAAUAUUUUGCCAUGAAUUAGACAUGUUUUGGUCAAUUUAAAAGAUUGGUAUAAGACAGUGGCGGGCGUUAUUUAAAGGGCCACACAACGCUUUAUCUCUUAUUUUUUCCAGAAAUAAGAUCACAUGAGUGACACUUGGAAGAGGCGGGACUUCCUCUUAAUUUAUUCGUCCUGUUGAAUCCUCAUCACCAGUUUCAUCUCCAUCUAAAUCCUUUACUUACCUCAUUGUUACUUUUUAUUCUUAUAGAGUGGUGCAGGAAAGAGUCCUAAAACACGGAAAUACGUCCGAUUCCCUUGUGUGGAAGUCAAUGGUUUUUCUGAAUGUGUUUUUGUUUUUUAAGCCUGAAAUAAGGUCUGUGGUUAACACAACGUUUUGUUCUAUGACAUAAAAUACGUCAGUUAUACCCCACUGGUGAAUGUAAACAUGGCAGUUGCUAACAAGUGUCUAAAUGAGACGACUAAAGAUCAUCACGCCCAACAUUAGCCACCUUU
Trematomus bernacchii (emerald rockcod) is the source of this 1923-nucleotide messenger RNA. It is a transcript of the gene gucd1, whose product is annotated as guanylyl cyclase domain containing 1. The record is from RefSeq and is a predicted model, not a curated record. The coding region runs from base 318 to 1001 and encodes 227 amino acids. Lineage: Eukaryota; Metazoa; Chordata; Actinopteri; Perciformes; Nototheniidae. The transcript has 6 exons.